Harpia harpyja (harpy eagle) is the source of this 6234-nucleotide messenger RNA. RefSeq names its product filamin A interacting protein 1 like (gene FILIP1L). The record is from RefSeq and is a predicted model, not a curated record. Bases 232 to 3885 code for a protein of 1217 amino acids. The transcript has 8 exons. Lineage: Eukaryota; Metazoa; Chordata; Aves; Accipitriformes; Accipitridae.
GCAAUGCCACUUCCUACUACGUGAGAAAGACCAUGAUGACUUUGCAGGACUGCCACCUGCUCCGUUCCCAAAAUGAUGGCAUCUGCCAGAACAUUCGGGUUUCCAGCCUGUGAUGCUCCAGAAGAUUCAUACUACAGGAGAGACAAUUCUGGACACAACUAAGAGGAAAUUUAGGGAAAAUAUCCCUAAAUAUCAUCAGAAGAGCUCUGAACUGCUUCAGAGAUAUAAACCAUGCGUUCCAGAAGUAACAGCUCAGAAAGCCCAACCAGACCAAAGCUGAGCCAGCAAAGGCCGAAAGACCACCAUAAAGAAGAGGUUGGUUACAGUGGGAGAGGAAACGUGCAAAGGCGGCAGAAGGAAAAGGACGAUGUAGCCCAAGCCAGUACCAUCCUAAGAAGCCCUAAGGCAGAAAAAACCCAAAGAAGUUCUUCCAAGAAAAGAGAGGAUCUCUCUCGUGAUGACUUGCUAUUUCUUCUUAGUGUCCUCGAGGGUGAAUUACAGGCUCAAGAUGAAGUUAUAGGAGUACUUAAGGCUGAAAAAAUUGACUUGGCUUUGCUUGAAGCACAAUAUGGCUUUGUUACUCCAAAGAAGGUGUUAGAGGCCCUCCAGCGAGAUGCUAUUCAAACAAAGGCUGAGCAGUGGCAAGAAGAUAUCUACGAAAAGCCUAUAGGAGAGCUUGAUAAAGUUGUAGAGAAACAGAAAGAAACUCACAGACGAAUGCUGGAGCAACUUCUAAUGGUAGAAAAAUCACACAGACAGACACUGUAUGAACUAGAAGAAGAGAAGAGGAAGCACAGCAAAUACAUGGAAAAAAGUGAUGAGUUUACAAACUUACUGGAACAAGAAUGUGAAAGAUUGAAAAAGCUUCUUGAACAAGAAACAGCAUAUCAGGCAAAAAAAGAGAAGGAAAGCAACAAGAAAAUAGCUGAACUGAAAGAAGAAUUGACUAAACUGAAAUCCUUUGCUUUAAUGGUGGUGGAUGAACAGCAAAGACUCACUGAGCAGUUGAAUCAACAAAGUCAAAAAAUUCAAGAAUUAACCACUUCUGCACAACAAGCACAAGAGAACCUGGCUUUUGCUGAAGCAAAAGUUCAAGAAGAGGAACGGAGAGCCAGCAGGCUGGAGGCUGAACUUCAAGCCCAAAGCAGUAAGAUUUCCCAAGACCAAGAAGCAAUGAUGGCCAAACUAACCAAUGAAGACAGUCAGAAUCGUCAGCUUCGGUUAAAAUUAACUGCUCUCAGCCGACAAAUUGAUGAGCUGGAAGAGACCAAUAAAUCUUUACGAAAAGCAGAGGAAGAACUGCAAGAUCUAAGGGAUAAGAUAAAUAAGGGAGAGUGUGGGAACUCCACGCUUAUGACCGAAGUAGAAGAACUACGGAAACGACUGCUGGAGAUGGAAGGAAAAGAUGAAGAGCUCAUAAAAAUGGAAGAUCAGUGCAGAGAACUUAAUAGAAAGUUAGAAAAAGAAGCAUCGCAGAGCAAGAACCUUAAAGGGGAAGUUGACAAACUCAAUAAAAGAAUUAUUGAGCUGGAGAAAUUAGAAGAUGCUUUCAACAAGAGUAAACAGGAAUGUUACUCCCUGAAAUGCAACCUAGAAAGAGAAAAAAUGUUAACAAAGCAGUUGUCCCAUGAGCUGGAUGGCUUAAAAGCUAGAGUUGGUGAGCUUGAAGCAAUUGAAAGUAAGUUAGAAAAAACUGAGUUUACCCUUAAAGAAGAUUUAACAAAGCUGAAGAGUCUAACAGUGAUGCUUGUGGAUGAAAGAAAAACUAUGGGUGAAAAAAUAAAGCAAACAGAAGAAAAGCUGCAAGCUGCAACUUCUCAGCUUCAAGUAGAACAAAAUAAAGUGAUGUCCGUUACAGAAAAACUAAUUGAGGAAAGUAAAAAGGCACUGAAAUCAAAAUCUGAUGCAGAGGAAAAAGUGUCUAGUGUUACAAAAGAAAGAGAUGAACUGAAAAACAAACUCAAAGCAGAAGAGGAAAAAGGAAAUGAUCUUGUUUCCAAAGUGAAUAUUCUAAGAAAAAGACUUCAGUCACUGGAAGCUGUUGAAAAAGAGUUUCUUAAAAGUAAACUUAAGGAGAGUAGUAAAUCCACCACGUCCUUGCAGCAGGAAAACAACAAAAUCAAAGAGCUUUCUCAAGAAGUUGAGAGGCUUAAGCAGAAGCUGAAAGAAAUGAAGGCCAUAGAAGAUGAUCUUAUGAAAACUGAAGAUGAAUUUGAGUCUCUAGAACGAAGAUAUGUCAACGAACGGGACAGAGCCAAGCUCCUGUCAGAGGAGCUGGAGGCUGUGAAAAUGGAAGUCACUAGGUAUAAAUUAACAGAAAAGGCAGAGUCCAAUCAAGAGCAGCGCCUUUUUAAGAAGCUCAAAGAAGAGGAAGCUAAAUCAAGUCACCUUUCCAGAGAAGUAGAUGCACUAAAAGAGAAAAUUCAUGAAUACAUGGCAACAGAAGACCUAAUCUGUCACCUCCGAGGUGAUCAUACAGUCUUGCAGAAGAAACUCCUUCAGCAAGAAAACAAGAACAGGGAGUUAGCAAGAGAAAUGGAAAGCCUCAUGAAAGAAUUGGAGAGGUACAGACGCUUUAGCAAGAACUUCAGGCCCAGUCUCAAUGGAAGGAGAAUUUCUGACUUGCAAGUUUUUUCUAAAGAAGUCCAGACAGAUCCAGCAGACAAUGAGCCACCCGAUUACAAAACCCUCAUGCCUUUAGAGAGAACAGUCAUAAAUGGGCAGCUGUAUGAAGACAGUGAUAACGAGGUCAAAGACAACAAUGAGGAGGAACAAGCAGUGUCUUUCAAAAGCAACCCACCCAUUGCAAAUGCCGUGAACAAAAAAUUGUGGAUCCCUUGGAUGAAGUCCAAAGAGAGCCACCCUCAAAAUGGAAAGAUUCAUACAAAGCAAAAUGGAAACUGUGCACAGACUGGAGACCUCGUGCUAAGCCAUACACCUGGCCAACCUCUUCACAUAAAAGUAACUCCAGACCAUGGACAGAACACAGCAACACUUGAAAUAACUAGUCCUACCACUGAAAGUCCUCACUCCUACACAAGCACAGCAGUUAUACCCAACUGUGGUACUCCAAAGCAAAGAAUAACCAUUAUUCAAAAUGCCUCCUUAACACCUGUAAAAUCAAAAGCAGCAGAAGGUUACAUGAGCCCAGAACAAGUAAUUUCUCCUAUUACUAUGGCUACUUUUGCAAGAUCACAAACCCCUGAAUCAUGUGGUUCUUUAACUCCUGAAAGAACAAUGUCCCCUUUGGCUUUACCAGGUUCAAGUCCUCAGGAACAAAUACUCUGCUCGGAGCCUUUGGAAAUGGGAGCCAAGCAUGCCAUUUUUAGAGUAUCCCCAGAUAGGCAAUCAUCAUGGCAAUUUCAGAGAUCUAACAGUACAGGAUCAAGCGUAAUAACUACUGAGGACAACAAAAUCCACAUCCAUUUAGGAAGUCCUUACAUCCAAGCUCUCACCAAUUCCAAGCCCAUCAGCCCUUGUAAUCCGGUGCAAGACAACAGAACUCCAGCACUAGCUAAUGGCCUACCCAGUAAGCCCACCAAUAAAAUCACCAGCAGUAUUACUAUCACACCAACAGCCACUCCUCUCCCACGGCAAUCACAAAUUACAAUUACUGAUGCGUUCCGUCGUUCAAUUCCAACUCGGAUCCCCAAACCAAAGACUGCAAGCACAACCAAAGUACCUGUCAAAAUUCCUGCCGGACAUUUCAACAAACCUCUCCAAGACAGCAGUUCUGGAAAGCUACGCAUUAUAAGGACUGUGUCUAAAACCUGCCUUCAAAGUGGAGGGAGAAGAGUGCAUUCCAACAGUCUAAAUGGCUCAACUGAUAAUUUGUGGGAAAACUCCUUUCACAUAGGUCUUUCUUUAAGAACUGCCAAAUCCUAAUUCCUAAAUAAAGCAAAAGCUGGUGGUGAUCACAGUGCCAUAGCCAGAAUCGUGAUCCUUUUGCUGAAGCAAGGAGAGAUUUCGAUGCAUUCAGUUACCCGAUUUUUUCCCUUUUAUUUCACAGCUAAAAGUUUAACCUAACUACUGAGACAGUACAACACAUUAGCACGGCUGCGUGACUAUUUUUGCAAACCCACAACAGAAACUUACACCUCCCUCAACAGCUCUACAGGAAAUUCUCUAGGAGUACUUAAAAAAACUGAAAAGUUUAAAAAGAUCAGUCUACUGAAAAAUUGUUUCAGCUUGUGUCCUACAAGACACACUUGUGUCAAAACGCAGAAAUUAAAGAAUGACUCUUCCAUAUUAAAAAGAGGCAGCUUCAAAUUUUGUUCACUAAUCUGCAGGUAACUAUAAAGUUCUGAGGCUCCAUGUCAUGUACGCUCAGAUCCAAGUAAAGUUCACAGAAGCACACCAUUAUUUGUUCUGCAGCUUGCAGAACGAGUGUAUGUAAACACAAAGAAACACAAAUUUCAAAACAGAGCUGUCAACUUGGCAUGCUUAUUGGAGAGAUCUUCAGUACAAGAACAAGUUUCAUCAGAAGGGACAGCAACUCAUGGAUUAGUCAAAAAAAAAAAAAGAUACUCUCUAUACACGGGUCCACCAACAGAUCUCAGCUCUGAUCAAACAACAAAACUCCUACUGAAUGCACUACAAUGAACAGUCUGCUUCUCAGUAGUUCAAAUCAUGUAUUACAUAUUGAUGCUAUUCAGCACCAUUUAUUGCCAGUCUACAGAAAGAAGAGAAAACCUCUGGCAAAAGAAAUUAAUUACUGCAAUAGCAUCCUUUGCUUUAGAGCCCACAAAGGACCCCACAAGUACUGUCAAAUCAUCCUCCAUGGUACCAUAUUAUACUUCUCACCUAUUUGUACUGCUGACAUAGAAGAGGUUCCCUGUCUUUUGCACCUGUCUUGGGAUGACACAAUUAAUUUCUACCUAUGAGGGAUAUGGUCCACAUAAGCUCUUACUUAAGGAUCUAAAUAAACAGACAAAGGGGGAUACUACACUCUUAAGGGAUUAAGGGAGACAAAGAAAGCAUGGAGAAUGAAAGACAAGGAGUGGUAACAUAAAAGGAGGAAACUGGAAGAAUUUCUGAAAAAUAGAAGUCCAUCCUUCUCCCUCAAACUGCUCGGGAGAUGUGGCAUGCUGGCUACAGGCAAGAUACGAACAUUUAUAGUGAGAAGUGCUCUUUCUGUUCAUGGAGAGAAGAAGAAAAAGUUGGUGUCUUUCACCAGUACUAAACAAACUCCUUAGUAUUCCUUAUCCUCUCCUUCAUAGUUCUGAAUGCAAUAUAAAAAUCAUGUUCAAGACCAGACAUAGUUGUGACAUGAACUGAAAAAAGGGAGGGAAGGAAGCCCUGCAGUUAAAUGACUUGGGACACGGGUAACACUAAACAACACUGAUGAGUAGACAAUGACCCCUAACCACUCUCUCCACAAAUAUCCUCUCAAAGUUAAAGGUUUGCUGAAGAAGUUAUUGGGCAAGAUUCUUUCGUUUGUGUAGUGUGACAAGGUAAAUAGAUGGCUAAUCCCUCCAGGGUUUUUUUUGUCGGUUUUGGCUUUGGGGUUUUUUUUACAUUUAUAAGCCACCUGCAGCAGGGUAAACAUUCAUGUCUCAAAGUGACAGUAAUACCUUUAAUCUUUAUUAUGGCUUCUAAAAUAAUGAUUUCCAAUGAUGUGGCCAAAAGCAAAUUAAGAACUACUUAUAUAUCCGUAUACUAGGAUAUAUAUUUUGUGUUUUCAUACCCUUCAAGUCAGUCUGAACACCUUUCAUCCACUUCAUAUGUAGUAGCAUCUACAGAGGCACAGUCUCAGAAGAGUAGCCUCUUGUAACUACAAGUUGCUAAAAUCUAAGACACUUUUGAGGGCUGAGUUAUUAUGAAGAAUAUUCCAUUGGUCAGGACUUAUUCUAGGGCUAAAGGACUUGGCAAAAGAUCAGUAUUUAAAAAGUACAUUUUGAAUACUUCUGCUUUGCAUCUACAGCUGUGGCAGAGAUGCUUUUCUAAAAUAGGUCAGCAAAUGAAGUUGGAUAGUAAACAUUUUUUUUAAUGAAACCUGAUGUUUCACAGAAAUAAACUUGAUCAAGUCUGUCAAAAGUGCUCGCUAAUAGGCAAUUAUUUUCUUGUAUUGCUGCUUACACUGUACAUUGUAAACCCUGAUUUCCUAUUUCAUGCCAACUGAUUGUAAAGCAUUUUACAGUAUCCAUAAGAUGUGGUACAAAUUAACCUUUGAUUUUACAUCUGUUGUACGUGAAAAAUAGCUACACAAAAUAAAAGUAACAGAUGUUAUUCUUA